CGAUAAGUCAGCUGGGUGGCUAUGGGUUGAUUUUACACAAUGCCAUCAAGAUGUGAAGACCUCUGCUCGCAGAUCCACUGUGCACGUCAAGAGAGGGUGACUGGAGCAAACUGACACCCAGAAGCCUCAGCUGCAUUUGGAUUAGUCACUUUUGAAGUCAGCCAUCAUGGCUCAGGAGGAGGAAGAAGAGCAGCUGACGGUCGACGGACCCAAGGAGGUGGACAUGUUUACAUCAGUCCGUUGCCUAGGCUACCUGUCCAGCAUCAACCUCCUUGUGGCGGUAUGCGUCGGCAUGUACGUACGCUGGGAGGUGACAAAUGAACCAAUGAUUCUGGUCAUCUUCAUCUUGGGUCUUUUUGUCCUAGGAAUAGCCAGCAUCCUCCAUUACUACUUUGCUAUGGAGAAAGCCAGCCUCAGCUUGUUCCAUUUGUGGUUUGGCUUUCUGCUUGGUCUCCUGUGCUUCCUCAACAGCCCCACAUUGGAUUCAAAUGUCAAGGAACUGGUCACCAACUAUCUCCUCCUAGCCAGUGUAGUCAUGAAAACAGUAUGGGCUGUAACAGAGCGAGUAUGCAGCUCCGUCCGUUACAAACCCAUCUUGCUAACGUCAGCUGAGCUACUGGAGCUCCUGGGAUUCGGCAUUGCCAGCACUACCAUGCUGCUUCACAAGUCAAUCGCCAUAAUAGGCUUGGUAGUGGCCUUGGGUGCUCUCAUUGUAGACCUGAGGAUGAAAUCCCUGCUGGCUUUGCCCAACCUGGUCAAUUUUGCCUUAGUUACCUCCCUUGUGUUUUUCCAAGCCUUAGGCAUCACAGCCAACCCUUAUGCCUUAGGCUGCUACCUGGGCAGGCUGCUGUGUGAGCCUGUGUUGGAUGUGUACUUCAGUGGGCUGGGACCCAGCGAGCGCUGGAUGCCAGUGCUCUCUCUGGGGAAGGUGUGGAGGAGGCUGUCUCUGCUGCCUCUGAGUCUGGUUGAGCUGGCCUUCUUUGUCCUGGCAGCCUUAAAGCUGGGCCACUUGGAGCUGUGGUAUCUGGUGAUCCCAGGCUUCUGUCUGUUUGGCCUUUUCUGGUCCAUCUGCCACAUAAUUCUACUGAUCACAAUAUGGGGCUUCCACACCAAGCUGAGCGACUGUCAGAAGGCCUGGCGGGCCCAGCGAUCCAGUAGCCGGAGUCUGGACCAAGUAAUGGCCUCUAGGGGCAUUCGACACUUCUGCCUCAUUUCAGAGCGCUUGGUGUUCUUUAGUCUGCUAUCAACGGUCAUACUGGGGGCUGUGUCUUGGCAGCCAUCCAACGGUCUCUUUCUCAGCGCUCUGCUGGUGGUGCUGCCUUUGGAGUCUCUGGCUCAUGGUCUGUUCCACGAGCUGGGCAGCUGCCUGGGGGGAACCUGUGUUGGCUACGCUCUGGUCAUACCUACAGCAUACUGCAGCGCUGAUGGCCAGCCCACUCUCCUACCACCUGAGCACGUACAACAGUUAAACCUGCGCUCCACGGGUAUGCUGAACAACGUGCAGCGUCUCUUCUCCCACCACAUGAUCCAGACAUUCGGCUGCGACUACUCCACCAGCGGUGUCACACUGGAAGCCGUGCAGACCAAGCUGCGCAACUUUCUGGAGCUUCGUACUGUAGACGGGCCACGCCAUGACACCUAUCUGAUUUUCUACAGCGGGCACACACACAAAGGCACUGGGGCAUGGGCUCUAGCUGGAGGUGAGAGUCUUCAUCUGGCCCAGUUGCUGGAGUUAUGGAAGGAGAAGAACACUGGCCACUGCUCCCGUCUCAUCCUGGUCCUGGACACUGAGAACUCCCUCCCCUGGGUCAAGGAGGUGCGUAGAGUGGAGGGUAUCCACAUAGCCGUGCAGGGGGCCGAGCUGUCCGUCACCAGGGUGGACCCGGAGGCCGGAGACAUCCCCUAUCUCGGAGACUUCACUUCCGAAUGGGUGGAAUUCAACUGCAACCCAGACAGCGACACCCAAUGGUCAGAAAAGGGAAGGACAGUGACAGCCGUCUACGGCGUGUCCAAGCGCUGGAGCGACUACACGCUUCACCUGCCUACAGGAAGUGACGUGGCCAAGCAUUGGAAGACCCACUUUCCCAAGGCUACCUAUCCCAUGGUGCACCUCUCCAACUGGUGCUGCGGCCUCAACUUGUUCUGGUUAUGCAGCGUGUGUCUGCGCUGCUUCAGGAGGUGUAAACUAGCUUGGUUCCCACCAGCUGUACUGGACACUGGGCAGGGUAUUAAACUGGUGCACUCAUAAAUGUGGUGGGAAGUUAUCUUGCACAUCUUGACUCAGGCAGUUUGCGCUUUAACAGCUGGGGUACGAGGUAUUUAUAUAAAGGCAAAAGAAUAGUACAUGCACACAAAUUUUGGCCUUCGGACAGUCCUUAAAAAUGUUUUUAUACAUCAUUUUUAUUUGAUGUGAUACAGAGACAUUGUGCUGAGAAUUUGAUAGCAAAACAUGGACUAAAUAUAAUUUAAAAAGUAAAAAAAAGAGUGGAAAUCCAAAUAAAAUCACCUCUUUCUAAUUCAGAAGAGUGGAUAAAACCAUAUUGGGAGCAUUAACCUUGUUUCUUUAUAUAGGAUGAGUUAAAAUGACCAAAUUGUGUCUUUUUGAAUAAGUUUAUCAUACUUCAGGACAGUGUGUUAUAUAUUGUUGAAAACUAUUUUGCCAGUAAGGCAUCAUUAUUUCUUUGAAAGGGUUUUCUGAUUAUCUGUUUUGUUACAGCAUGAUAUAUUUUUUUCAAUGACAUAUUGCCUUUAUAAGUGCCUUUAACAUGGAUUUGGGAUCAUCUUUUGUAUUUGUAUAUACAAAAUAUAUAUAUAUAUCCUUGUCUAGCAUCAUAUUUAUAUUUAGAUGAUUUCACUGACAGUCUUAACUUACAACAUGUCAGCUGGGUGGGGCUCUGUCUUCCUAAAGCCUUUCAACAAGAUGGACAAAAUGACUGUUGCAGGGGUGAAAUCUGUGACCCUCUGGUUCCGGGACAACCUAACCACAAGGCCAACAUGCCGUUCUUGAUGUACGAUCUUCCCCUCAUCACUUUCAAACUCUUUAAAUAUGCAUUUAUUCCCGCAUUGAACAAAGAAAGAUGCACUGGCUGCGAGACAGUAUAUCAUCACCAGACACUGUCCCCGUCUUGUGCCUCAUCCUGUUUAUUUUCAUGAAUUAAUUCAUCUCGAAGAAGUCAUUUGCUCUGUACAAACACACAUCGCAUUCACGUUUUCUCGCUGUUGUCCUUGCCAUGCGGUGAAACAGUGACUUGUCAUGUAAAGCAACAAAUCAUCAAGAAGCUCCCGAUGCUUUUUUUUUUUUUUUUUUUAUCGGUGCACUGACCUUAAGAACUGAAAUCAACCAUCUUUUCUACUUUAUUCUGCUGUGUUGCAUCUUUCUCUCGCAACACAUCCCUAAGCUAUGUAGUGGAUUGCUGCCUUAAAGGGUGAGAUGUUUCCAAAGAGGUCAAAUGCUAUUUUCCAUAUGCAAUUUUCCAUGUGCCUCAGAAAAUGUCAGACAUAAACUUGGAUAAUAAACUUAUAAAACAUU
Molecule: messenger RNA, 3529 nt
Organism: Thunnus maccoyii (southern bluefin tuna)
Lineage: Eukaryota; Metazoa; Chordata; Actinopteri; Scombriformes; Scombridae
Gene: tmem168a
Product: transmembrane protein 168a
Exons: 6
Coding region: 167-2248 (693 amino acids)
Source: RefSeq, a predicted model, not a curated record